Molecule: messenger RNA, 1089 nt
Organism: Sparassis crispa
Lineage: Eukaryota; Fungi; Basidiomycota; Agaricomycetes; Polyporales; Sparassidaceae
Product: Enoyl-[acyl-carrier-protein] reductase, mitochondrial
Exons: 7
Coding region: 1-1089 (362 amino acids)
Biological process (GO): fatty acid metabolic process
Cellular component (GO): mitochondrion
Molecular function (GO): trans-2-enoyl-CoA reductase (NADPH) activity
Source: RefSeq, a predicted model, not a curated record
AUGUCAUCGGCGAGGCUCGCGAACCGCGCAAUUGUCUACACAGAAAACGGCGACCCGUCCAAGGUCCUCACCACGCUCACCUACCCGCGCCUGGCCCCACCUCCUCCAGGCGCGCUCAACGUCAAGUUCCGUCUCUCGCCCAUCAACCCCGCGGAUCUGAAUGUCAUCGAGGGCGUUUACCCGUCCAAACCCACUCCCACAACCGCAUUGAACGGCGAGUCGCUCCUCGUCGGCGGCAAUGAGGGCCUAGCCGAAGUGGUCGAGGUGGGCGAGGGCGUGUCAGGCCUUCGGAAGGGCGACUGGGUGACCAUGGCGAAGCCCCAGGCAGGGACGUGGGCCUCCGCGCUCACGGUGGAGGUGCGGGACGUCAUCAAGCUCCCGAGCGGCGGCAUCAGCGAGGUUAAUGCUGCUACGAUCACCGUCAACCCACCGACUGCAUACUGCAUGCUGCGGGAUUUCGUCGACCUCCAGGAGGGCGACUGGGUAGUCCAGAACGGUGCUAACAGUGCGGUCGGCCAGGCUGUCAUACAAAUUGCAGCAAAGAGGGGAUUGAAAACUAUCAAUUUCGUUCGCGACCGACCGAACCGUGAUGCUCUUAAGAACCAGCUACAUGCAUUGGGCGCCACGCACGUCUUCACAUAUGAAGAGCUCGCCGACAAGGCCACUUCUGCAGCCAUCAAGGAGUACACUGGAAGCAAGCCCAUUCGGCUGAUGCUGAAUUGCGUGGGUGGGAAGCCGACGGCGCAAAUGACGCGGUUACUCGGGUCGGAUGCGCACCUGGUCUCCUACGGCGCGAUGUCGAAGCAACCGCUAUCGCUCCCUACGUCUACGUUCAUCUGGAAGAACCUCGCCGCUCAUGGCUUUUGGAUGACCCGAUGGUAUCAAGGGCACAGCGCUGCUGAACGGGAGGAGCUUAUGCGUACGCUUGUAGGGCUGCAGCUGAAAGAACCCGAGCACGAAAUUCUCACACUCCGGCGGGAGAAGAGCGAUGCGGAAGUCACAGAGACUGUGAGAGAUGCUAUCGCUCGUAUUGGGCAGGGAAUGCUAGGCAAGAAGCUACUAUUACAAAUCGAAGAGCCCGACGCUUGA